ACCAAUCACCCCUCCAACAAUCCGUCCCCCAGUGUACUCACCGUCACCAUGUUUAGAUUAAUCUCCGUUCGUGCCUGUAGGGCACUCUCCACUGUUGCUGCUACUGCUCGUGUUUCCGCUCCCAUUGUCGCUCGGCCAAUUCUGGGACCGCGGUUUGUUCGUCCAUCUAUGGUUGACAGGGCCGUCGUCGGUGCGCGAUACUACUCCGCCCCCGCCUCUUUGUCGAAGCAAGAAAUCGAGUCUAGAAUUAUAGACUUAUUGAAGGGUUUUGAUAAGGUCACCGAUCAGACCAAGCUUUCUGGCACUUCAAACUUUGCCAAUGAUUUGGGAUUAGACAGUCUCGAUACUGUCGAGGUCGUAAUGGCUAUUGAGGAGGAAUUCAGUAUUGAGAUUCCCGAUAAGGCUGCAGAUGCAAUCCUGAGUGUUGACCAGGCCGUGGACUACAUCCUCGCUCAGCCUGACGCUCACUAAAAUACAUGCAAUGGCUCGUUUUGGCGGUAGAAAAAAACAGUCUCAUCGAUUCUUUCAUGUUCCAUCUUCUCUGUAUAUGCCUCGUUGCGCGGGAUAGUGGGUGCUGUUGGGUGUUUAGAGGAAAUGCGAUUUCCAGCGUUCAAUUAAGAAAACUCCCCUUGUUCAGGUGCAGCCCAUUGGCCAUUGCCAAUUCAGACGAACAUUGUCGCCAAAACAUUUCUCGACCUCUACCCCGACCAUUGUUCCUCCGGGAUACCGGCACGGCUUGAGUUCAGUACUCGAGCACCUUUCCUUGAGAUAUGUUGUCUUGGAACGCGGGUUAAAGUGUCAUGCGACCGUGUAGCCCUAAUCAUGAAUAGCGAUGCACUUAUCACUGG
Messenger RNA from Tuber melanosporum (Perigord truffle), 848 nucleotides. RefSeq lists its product as uncharacterized. Lineage: Eukaryota; Fungi; Ascomycota; Pezizomycetes; Pezizales; Tuberaceae. Gene Ontology annotation, cellular component: mitochondrion. Gene Ontology annotation, biological process: fatty acid biosynthetic process. Bases 49 to 471 code for a protein of 140 amino acids. Gene Ontology annotation, molecular function: acyl carrier activity; acyl binding. The transcript is spliced from 6 exons. The record is from RefSeq and is a predicted model, not a curated record.